GGGAGGCGAGUCGACACUGGCAGCUCUGGCAUCAGAGAACACAAACAGACUGCUGCCGAUACUACUACAACCACUACUAUCAUUGUACUACAAGAGUACUGAAACUGUACUUCAAUAAUACUGCUACUGAACUGUAAAACCACAGGACUGUUAGAGGAAGAGGAAGAGAGCUGCUGCUGGGAGAAACAGAAAAUCAGAGAGAUAAUACUGUGCAAAAGACAGAGGGAAUUGUAAAAACUGGAGGAAAAAGAAGAAGAAGAAGAAGAAGGAGAAGAGUGAGAAUUGAAGGACAAUAUGAAGUUCUUUUUGGGGACUCUGGUCUUCGUCUCUCUGCUGUCAUCCGUCUGCAACGUCUCUCCGUCUUCUCGGCCUGCAGUCGACUGUUCCAGCAUGUCUUUCCGUCUGCGGGCGUUCCGGUUGAAGACCACCUGUAACUUCACCACCCUGAAGGACAAGCAGCUGAAGGAGAUCCAGCACCCGACCACCAUCCGGUACAUCCCGAUCCUGUACCUGGUGGCCUUCGUUGUGGGUCUGCCCUCCAACCUGUUGGCUUUGUGGGUUCUGUGGUUCCGGACCAAACCGCUGCCGUCCACCACGCUGCUCAUCAACCUCACCAUCGCCGACUGCCUGCUGCUGCUGGUGCUGCCGUUCCGCAUCGUGUACCACUUCAGAGGGAACCACUGGGAGCUCGGCGAGCCCUUCUGCCGCCUCGUCAUGGCGAUGUUUUACGGUAACAUGUACGGGUCCGUACUGUGUCUGGCGCUUGUGGCUCUGGACCGAUACAUCGCUUUGGUUCACCCAUUCGGCGCUAAGACCCUACGCAGCCGGCGGACGUCUCUGUACAUGACGGCGGCGGUGUGGCUGGCGGUACUGGCCGCCAUGUUGCCGCUGAUGGUGACGCGGCAGACCUAUGUGCUGGAUGAGCUGCAGAUCACCACGUGCCACGACGCGCUGCCCGAGGAGGUGCAGCAGAACUUCUUCCUGCCGUACUUCGCCACCUUGUUCACCGUCUGCUUCCUGCUGCCCUUCCUGGUCGUGCUGUACUGCCACGGCGCCGUGCUGCGCACCCUGCUGGCCGAAGGGAAGCGGUACGGCCACGCUGUCCGGGUCACGGUGCUGGUGCUGCUGGUCUUCAUCGUGUGUCUGCUGCCCAGCAACAUCCUCCUCCUCCUCACCUACGCAGACAGCUCGCUGGACGGAGACGGCGAGGACGUCUACGUCCCCUACAUGGUUAGCUUAGCGGUUAGCACCUUCAACAGCUGCAUUGACCCCUUCAUCUUCUACUAUGUGUCGGUCGAUUUCCGGGAGAAGGCCCGGAGCGCUCUGUGUUGCCGCGGUGACUCAGAGAACAAACCCUCUUCUCUGGGGAACAAGGUGUCGUACUCUUCAUCAUCAUCGUCGUCAUCAUCAGCCCAGAGGUCAAAGAUCACCGUGCUGUCCGAGUGUGAGACCACAUGAAGAGGCGUCACUCUGUCAGAACCACGUUUACCUGAAGGUCACGUGACCGCUGUCGGCUCGCGCUACGGCUAACGAUGGUUAUUACACGGCUUUGUUGAAUACUCAAUUCUGCGGUCUGUUAUUUCUUUAUAAGAGACCGUUGCUACGGACGCUCUUCUGAUGUCGGACACUGGAGGACCGUUUCUGUGUCAAAUUAUUGAUUUCUUCAGUAAUUAGCCGUGUAAUAAGCGGGAUAAUGUACAGCUGGCGGGUCAUUGUUGUGAAAUAAACCCCUUCAGAGCGAUAAUGCACCACUAGCUGUACAUUAUCUCUUACAUAUUAAUCAAUGAAUCGUUUCAUCCAUAAAAUGUCCAGUUUUUCUUUAAACGUCUUGUUUUGUCAGAUAUUCGCUGUAAUGUGAUAUAAAACAGAAAAAAGCAGCGGCUGUGGCUGA
This is a messenger RNA of Sebastes umbrosus (honeycomb rockfish), 1891 nucleotides long. Its product is annotated as proteinase-activated receptor 4-like. Gene Ontology annotation, biological process: thrombin-activated receptor signaling pathway; positive regulation of Rho protein signal transduction; blood coagulation. Lineage: Eukaryota; Metazoa; Chordata; Actinopteri; Perciformes; Sebastidae. The coding region runs from base 295 to 1458 and encodes 387 amino acids. The transcript is spliced from 2 exons. Gene Ontology annotation, molecular function: thrombin-activated receptor activity. The record is from RefSeq and is a predicted model, not a curated record. Gene Ontology annotation, cellular component: membrane.